UCGACAUGGACUUGGCAAUGGGAAAGAAUUCUUGGCGGCUUUUUCUUCUGGGCCUUAUCCUGGGGCUACUGCCUGGCAUGAGUCAGCAGGCGGCGUUGGUUGAAGCGGAUUACUAUACGGCCGGAGUGGUGGAAUUUCUCCCAACCAGUUUGACGGCGAACGUGAAGGCCUACGUGGAGAUUAUUCUCUCUGAGAAUGCCAGUGCCACGGACAUUAUUGUCUUUCCGGAGAGCACUCUGAAUGGCUCUGGAUCCAUGACAUUUGUGCCCAAUCCUGAGGAUGAAAUUUCACCCUGUCUGAAUGAUCCCAAUGCCACCCACUAUGAAGAAUUCCUGGUCACCAUAUCCUGUGCAGCACGCAAUGCCAGCAAGUAUGUGGUGAUCAAUCUCACUGAGAAACAAAAGUGCGAGGAUGUGCCAGAGGAUACAAGACCCUGUGCCUCCAAUGGCUUGAAUACCUACAACACCAAUGUGGCCUUUGAUCGCCAAGGUGUUGUGGUGUCCAGGUAUCGGAAGGUUCACCUGUACGGUGAGAACAAGAACAGCACUCACUUGCCAGAGUUGAGCACCUUCGAGACGGAUUUCGGGGUCACUUUUGGCCACUUUAUCUGCUUCGAUAUACUCUUCUAUACGCCGGCCCAUCAGCUCAUUGAGGAGCAGGGAAUCACGGACUUUAUCUACCCGGCCAUGUGGUUCUCCCAGCUGCCCUUCCUCACAGCUGUUCAAGUCCAAGAAGGCUGGGCUUACACGAACGAUGUUAACCUAUUGGCAGCCGGAGCCAGUCGUCCUUUGGUAGGCAAUAGUGGCUCUGGUAUCUAUCAUGGACGCAGCGGUGUUCUCACAAGUGUGAUGAAUCAGGGUUCGGGAGAGCGAGCCAUCUAUGUGGCCCAGGUGCCCAAGUACACAAAGAGGAGAUCCGUCCAGAAGCGAGCCAAGAGGGAAGCUACGAUGACCCCUCGUCGAGUGGCCACCAGUUCGAGUUACUUCAUGAAACGCGAUUACCUGGAGAACUACGAGACAGAGCUACUUGAUUUCGAUGAGGCAGGCACUGGAAAUGUCAGUAGGACUCUUUGCCAGGGUAACUUUUGCUGUCAUUUUGACUUAUCCUGGAGAUCCUUGGUGGCAGAGAGCGGUAGUUACUACAGCUAUCGUCUGGCAACCUAUGAUGGCUGGCGUAAUGAGCAGCAAGUAGACGCAAAUUACAUACGGAAUUGUGCAUUGUUUGCCUGCUCUGGUCCCACCAUCGAGGAUUGUGGUAAGUUGCUGACCACCGAAGGAGCAGAACAGCAACCCCGCGUAGCCUUUACCCGACUGGCGAUCGAGGUUACCUAUCCGGAAUCGAGGGAAUUCCUUCUUACCCCCAACACCCUGCUGAAUAAUCUGCUUCCCCUGGAACCCAGUCAGUUCGAGUGGUCGCAGAAGGACUCUGCAGACAGUUUCCAGCAUGAGGUUUGCUUUGCCUUGCGGGAAUCCCUGGAGUUGACCAACUUGCUGACCUUUGCCAUUUAUGGUAAUUACUACGACAACGAGUGCACCUUUGACGUAGGCGAUGAGGAGAAGCAACUGUCCUGUGGCUACAGGAACGGCUCCAGUCCGAGAGCGAUCCUUGGGGAUGGUUGUCAAUGCCCUUAGCUUUCCUGCUACUUGUUUGGGCCAGAAUAUGAUAGGACAUUCGAUAUUCAUAG
This is a messenger RNA of Drosophila serrata, 1684 nucleotides long. Its product is annotated as vanin-like protein 1. The record is from RefSeq and is a predicted model, not a curated record. NCBI's taxonomy places the organism in Eukaryota, Metazoa, Arthropoda, Insecta, Diptera, Drosophilidae.